AUGGCUUCCAGAUCAGAGAAGGAUCUCUGCUGCCCGGUCUGUCAUGAGGUCUUUAAAGAUCCUGUUCUUCUGUCAUGUAGCCACAGCUUCUGUAAAGACUGUCUGAAGAGCUGGUGGAGAGAGAAACCAACACGUGAGUGUCCAGUUUGUAAGAGAAGAUCUUCAAAGGGAGAACCACCUGUUAGUCUGGUGAUAAAGAACCUGUGUGAGUCCUUCUUACAGGACAGAGAUCAGAGAGCUUCAGAGGAUCUCUGCAAGGAGGAUCUCUGCUGUCCGGUCUGUCAUGAGGUCUUUAGAGAUCCUGUUCUUCUGUCAUGUAGCCACAGUUUCUGUAAAGACUGUCUGAAGAGCUGGUGGAGAGAGAAACCAACACGUGAGUGUCCAGUUUGUAAGAGAAGAUCAUCAAGAACUGAUCCACCUUGUAACCUGGUGUUAAAGAACCUGUGUGAGUCCUUCUUACAGGACAGAGAUCAGAGAGCUUCAGAGGCUCUCUGCAGUCUGCACUCUGAGAAACUCAAACUCUUCUGUCUGGAUGAAGCUGCACCACAACACAAGAAGGAACUUGAGGAAACUCUGAAGCCCUUAAAGGAGAAGUUAAAGGUUUGUGAACAAGUUAAAGUGAAGUUUGAUCAAACAGCAGAACACAUUAAGGUCCAGGCCCAACACACAGAGAGGCAGAUUAAGGAGCAGUUUAAGAAGCUUCACCAGUUUCUAGAAGGGGAAGAGGAGGCCAGGAUGGCUGCUCUGAGGGAGGAAGAGGAGCAGAAGAGUCAGAUGAUGAAGGAGAAGAUGGAGGCUCUGAGCAGAGAGAUAGCAGCUCUUUCACACACAGUCAGAGCCACAGAGGAUGAGCUGAGAGCUGAAGACGUCUCAUUCCUGAACAACUACAAGGCUGCAGUGGAAAGAAUCCAGCGCUGCCCCCUGCUGGAUGAUCCACAGCUGCCCUCAGGAGCUCUGAUAGACCAGGCCAAACACCUGGGCAACCUGGCCUUCAACAUCUGGAACAACAUGAAGGAGAUGGUCUCCUACACUCCUGUCAUUCUGGAUCCAAACACUGCUGGUCCACAACUCAUCCUGUCUGAAGAUCUGAUCAGUGUGAGAUAUGAAGGAGAGAAACAGCUUCCUGAUAAUCCAGAGAGGAUUAACUCCUUGAUCUCUGUCCUGGGCUCUGAGGGCUUUAACUCAAGGACUCACAGCUGGGAUGUCGAGGUUGGAGACAAUAAAGCCUGGUUACUGGGUGUGUUAUCAGAGUCUGUUCAGAGGAAGGGAAAAAUAAGAUCUGGAUCAUGGACAAUAGGGUUCCAUAAUGAUAAAUAUUUUGCAUAUGCACCACCAGCUCCCCGCACUGACCUCCCAGUGAAGAAGAAGCUCCAGAGGAUCAGAGUGAAUCUGGACUGGAACAGAGGAAAUCUGUCGUUCUCUGAUCCUGAUACUAACACACACAUACACAUCUUCACACACACUUUCACUGACACACUGUUUCCAUACAUUAGAACUUGGGAUAAACAUCCACUGAAGAUUUUCUCCACUGAAGGUCUCUGUGACAGUGAACCAGAGCAGGUAGAUGUGAUGAUGAUGAUGAAUAUGAAUAUAUAAAUAUACUCUACAUGUAAAAUACUGAUAUUAAAUCAAGUUUUGAUGUAUUAACUUGUAAUUGUUGUACAUUGGAUCAAAUAGUUUGGUAUUUGUUGGGUAUGGGUU
Scomber scombrus (Atlantic mackerel) is the source of this 1701-nucleotide messenger RNA. RefSeq names its product E3 ubiquitin-protein ligase TRIM35-like. Bases 1 to 1596 code for a protein of 531 amino acids. The record is from RefSeq and is a predicted model, not a curated record. The transcript is spliced from 2 exons. NCBI's taxonomy places the organism in Eukaryota, Metazoa, Chordata, Actinopteri, Scombriformes, Scombridae. Gene Ontology annotation, molecular function: protein binding.